Messenger RNA from Brachypodium distachyon (stiff brome), 908 nucleotides. Its product is annotated as gamma-glutamylcyclotransferase 2-3. NCBI's taxonomy places the organism in Eukaryota, Viridiplantae, Streptophyta, Magnoliopsida, Poales, Poaceae. The transcript has 8 exons. Gene Ontology annotation, biological process: glutathione catabolic process. Gene Ontology annotation, molecular function: glutathione specific gamma-glutamylcyclotransferase activity; gamma-glutamylcyclotransferase activity. Gene Ontology annotation, cellular component: cytoplasm. The record is from RefSeq and is a predicted model, not a curated record. Bases 124 to 738 code for a protein of 204 amino acids.
AAGAUGCGCUAAAAAAAAAAGAAGCCGUCAUCGAAAGACGACUCGACGAGUUUAGCAACAGAAGCCAUACACUGGUCGAUUCCACGCCGGAGCAAGUGAGGGAGAAGGGGAGGAGGAGGAGGCAUGGUGAUGUGGGUGUUCGGCUACGGGUCCCUGGUGUGGAACCCGGGGUUCGCCUACGACGCCCGCCUCGUCGGUUUCGUCAGGGACUACCGGCGCGUCUUCUACCAGGGUAGCACGGAUCACAGGGGCACGCCGGAGUUCCCCGGGAGGACCGUCACACUCGAGCACCAGCCCGGAGCGACAUGCUGGGGAGUUGCUUAUAAAAUUUCAAGGGAGGAAGACAAGCAGACAGCCCUGGAGUAUCUAGAAGUAAGAGAGAAGCAAUAUGAUGAGAAGGUUUACCUUGACUUGUAUACGGAUUCUUCCCCCAAAACACCUGCAGUCCAAAAUAUGAUGGUGUACUUAGCCACGACAAAUAAGGAGGCCAACGUAAACUAUCUGGGUCCUGCUUCGUUGGAAGAAAUGGCCAAGCAAAUCUACCUUGCUGUAGGACCAACUGGACCAAACAAAGAGUAUCUGUUCAAACUCGAGGAUGCGUUAAACAAAAUAGUUUUAUGUUCAUGGCAGGGGUUGUGGAUGAACAUGUUCAGGACUUGGCGAAUGCUGUGCGCGAGUAUUCAAGCACCAUGUUAUCUUAAUAAAAGAUCCCAUUCCCUCCUUCUCGUUCGGUGGUGAAAAAUUAUGAAGUUAGAAUUGAUUGUUGUGGAAACAUCUUUAUUCUGUAAGAUUUGAACAGCUUGUGAGUUCUGCAUAUAUUCAUGUCCAUCUGUAGAUGGCAAUAUAAGAUUCACACUGGAGACAUACAUAAUCGAAAUGGGAAUGAGGGAUGUUAUUUUUCAGGUCCA